Molecule: messenger RNA, 1257 nt
Organism: Cercospora beticola
Lineage: Eukaryota; Fungi; Ascomycota; Dothideomycetes; Mycosphaerellales; Mycosphaerellaceae
Gene: SMD1
Product: mRNA splicing protein SMD1
Biological process (GO): spliceosomal snRNP assembly; RNA processing
Cellular component (GO): catalytic step 2 spliceosome; precatalytic spliceosome; SMN-Sm protein complex
Molecular function (GO): RNA binding
Source: RefSeq, a predicted model, not a curated record
GUGAGAGACUUCUCCCUCAAGCAGCAGCCUGACACGUGACCGUGCCAAAUAAAGUUCGGCUCCUUCCCGCUCGACGUCGCGAAACUGAAAGUGAACUCUUCGCCAGAACAGCACCACCGAAACUUGCGCGCAACUGGACGACCACAACACAAACUCACUCGCAUCCAUUUCACUACUUCCACACGCGUUCCUGAACCCAGCGCGACCAUUGCGCGUUCGCCAAUAUGAAGCUCGUCAGGUUUUUGAUGAAAUGCACAAAUGAGACGGUGACGAUUGAGCUCAAGACCGGCACCAUCGUCCAAGGCACGAUCGCCAGCGUCUCCCCACAAAUGAAUACAAAUCUGCGCAAUGCGAAGAUGACGCCCAAAGGCGGCAGCCAGAUCUCUCUGGAUCACGUCUCAAUUCGAGGAUCAGAGAUUCGAUACUACAUUCUGCCCGACUCGCUACCGCUUGACACUCUUCUCAUCGACGACACACCGAAGCCGAAGAACAAGGCGCGAAAGGAGCAAGAUCGGUCAGCUGGAGGACGCGGCGGUCCCCGGGGCGGUCGCGGCGGUGGACGUGGAGGUGGCAGAGGCAGAGGGCGAGGACGGGGCCGUGGGUUCUAGAUGGAGCGAGAUGGUCUCUACUGGAAUAUUGUCGCACGGAAUGAACAAACCCAUUGAAGUGAAUUGGGGAUAGGCGAUGAAUAUCGAAUUGCGCGCGCGACCACGCACAGGUGCUAGGGGCGCAGUCAAGCAUCACGUAUUUCGAGCGUGGUGGAGUUCAGGCGCAGCGGGAUGCACAAGCUCGAUACGAGAGCGCACCAGCGAGGUACUGUCCUCCAGGGAUUUCGAAAAGCUGAAAAUCAGCAUUGGACACGGAACAAUCGCACGACCAUCACCUACUCUGGGUUCUCACAUUCGCACUGGUCCGCAUGAACAGUCUAUUGUAAGAUACUGAUUGAGCGUUCAAGAGCCCCACUCAGUAUCCUCUGUGCACAAUGGUCUCGUUCCAAGCUUGUCGAUUUUCACACGACAAUAGGUUCCCAGAAUAGCCCAACAAUUUCAAGUGAAGCGUUAGUAUUCACCAGGCAGCACCCUCUACCAGGCAUUGUGCUAUACUGAGACAAUAGAUUGACGAAUCAAUAAGCACAGCUACGGCCAUCCAGCCAGUCACAAGCCGAGCUUCACUUCUUUCUGCAGCAAUCAGCAGCUUGCACGUGAGCUCUCCUGCAGCAAAGUGAAGGCACAAACGGCGCUUCACAAAUAACUUCCA